Dreissena polymorpha is the source of this 1359-nucleotide messenger RNA. RefSeq lists its product as uncharacterized. The record is from RefSeq and is a predicted model, not a curated record. NCBI's taxonomy places the organism in Eukaryota, Metazoa, Mollusca, Bivalvia, Myida, Dreissenidae. The transcript is spliced from 7 exons. The coding region runs from base 122 to 829 and encodes 235 amino acids.
UUUACUAUGACGUAUAAAACGUCAAACGUCGUUAGCGACCAUCUGAGGAUAUUGAUCCGUUGAAGAUUGUACUAACGGAGUAUAUUUAAAAUCAUCAGAGAAUGAGAUAAAUUGAGAUAAAAUGACAGUCUCGACUAGCGGCAAGCUUCCAAAGCUGAUUGCUGGUCCCCUGGUCAACAGUCCGAUAGAUGGCGGAACUGAAUCAGACGUUGUAGAGAAAAAGAUCAAUAAGAACACCAAGGGAAACAAAAAGAAGGACAAGUCUGUAAAACGACUGAAAUGCGAUGAGGAUAUUAUGAAAGAUGGUGGAAUUGAAUCAGACGCGGUAGAAAAAAGGACCACGAAAAACACCAAGGGCAUCAAAAAAACGGCGAAGUCUUCAAAACGACUGAAAUUCGAUGAGGAUAUUAUAAAAGAUUCAGUUACUCUCAAGUCGGAUAUGGAGAGAUUAGAAGAGGCUAAAAUGAUCAAAAUGGAGGCGCAUUUUCGGGGCAAGCAGAACGAAAGUUGUGCUGCAAGCACGCGUAAGAGUUACGCGCCGUGGAGUCGAGAUUCGAGUGCCGAGUGCCUGCAGAGACGACGCCUGGUUGCCGCCCGCUCCCGAGAGAGGCUUCUGAACCUCCGGCCGGCAAAGGACACCACGAACACUUUCCUGUGCCCAGAGAUUGUCGACACAAUCCGGGCGGAACUUGGCAACUAUCAGAGACUGAGGGACGCUCUUGGAUAUCAGCAGGAAACGAGGCAAGUGAACAGUACACAAAGACAAAGGCGGAGAUUUGAUGUUUCCAGCAGUUUCCUUUUUAUAGUCUGUAAUAUAUGGCAAAAAUAGCUGAAAACUUAUCAGUAAGGUUUCGGUCGCUUGAGAAUUCUGGAGACGAUCCUGGAUGUUCGAGUGUCCGGUGUAAAGCACCUGGCGCUUUGUGGACUGUUCAUCGGUGUAGCGAACAUGUGUUAUUCUAAUAUUAUAGGAGGUUUUGGGGAUUCCGAUAAUGACGUCACGUGUGCGCAUGCUCAAAUUUUGGCCGUCAAAACUGCGGCCAUUCUGCUAUUGUUUGCAUUGAUGAAGCGCAUCGUGAUAAGGUUACAGACAUAUUCGCGACCCUUAUGAAGAACAAAAAAUACUCAGAAAUUGAAAUUCUUUCAGAUUAAAUUGAAUCCAAUGAACGAACACAAAAAGGACGAAAACAAACAACAAAUUGAUUGAUUUUAUGUAAUCAACAUAUAGAAACUGAUUUGAACCUAUUUGUCUGCAAAAACUUACCUUGUUACAGAUUAACUAAAUCCUCUUGAUAAAUGUUAAUCUUUUUUAUUUAAUUGUUCACAACAAUUUUGACACUCUUUGUUUCAGCAUUUUAACCC